Messenger RNA from Pyrenophora tritici-repentis Pt-1C-BFP, 672 nucleotides. RefSeq lists its product as uncharacterized. The record is from RefSeq and is a predicted model, not a curated record. Lineage: Eukaryota; Fungi; Ascomycota; Dothideomycetes; Pleosporales; Pleosporaceae.
AUGAAUUCCCUAGAUCUUCUACUCGAAUUUGCAGUCCAACAGAGCAAUGCAUCAGAAAUCGCUGGUUCUGAUGUCAAGAACGAAGACAAGAGCCAUAUAUCAAAUCCAGAUUGCUACACGGAAGCAUGGGGGUUCAAAGCCACAGCCGCUCAACCAGGGAUAUACAAUCCCACCUACCCCAGCAACAAUGCCUCGUCUACCCGCACAAUCCAGCAUUCUACAAGCAUGCCGCCAACGCAUCCCCAGCAGCAACACGCCACAGUACCCACCAUGCAGACCACAAGCUCACAGUCCGGAUCUCAGAGCACAUACGAAACCCCCCUGCACACACCACGCUACCACAACGCCGACAUCUCACAACUCUCCUAUCAAAACUCGCCUCAACAACAUUUUACAUCAGAUUACAACAAUAACGUCUACGACCCCAUGCUCGAACAGCAAUACCACUGCCCGUCUCAGGACCCCCCGUGGACCGGAUACUACAGCAAUGACAUGACCAUGUCGCCUGCAGACAUGAUGCCCUGGGGUCUUUAUAAAACGUCUUCUUGUACGCCGGAGGAUGCGAGACAGCAUGAGAUACUUGACAUGUUCCGCGGGCAAGAAUUGGGUAUUGGUCAAGGACAUCAUUUGGAAGGGAUGUGUGGGUGUGGACAGAUACAUGCUGGUACGUGA